Molecule: messenger RNA, 2947 nt
Organism: Dromaius novaehollandiae (emu)
Lineage: Eukaryota; Metazoa; Chordata; Aves; Casuariiformes; Dromaiidae
Gene: GIT1
Product: GIT ArfGAP 1
Exons: 22
Coding region: 224-2527 (767 amino acids)
Biological process (GO): synaptic vesicle recycling; regulation of G protein-coupled receptor signaling pathway; brain development
Cellular component (GO): cytosol; postsynapse; neuron projection
Molecular function (GO): small GTPase binding; GTPase activator activity
Source: RefSeq, a predicted model, not a curated record
CGGCGGGGCCGGGCUUGCGCCGCUUCCUGCGGAGCCGCCGGGCUCUGCGAGCAGCCGGCAGCCCCGGCGCGCCGCGGCCCCGCCGGCCCCGGCCCCGGCCCCUCGCCGCGCCCCGCCGCCUCCGCCGCCGCCGCGCUCGGCCCGGCGCCCCCGGCGGGCCCGGCCGCGCCGCCGCCGCACGCUGGCGCAGAGGCCCGGGCCCGGGCCCGCCUCGCCGCUCAGGAUGUCCCGGAAGGCGCAGCGGGCGGAGGUGUGCGCCGACUGCAGCGCCCCAGACCCCGGCUGGGCCUCCAUCAACCGCGGCGUGCUCAUCUGCGACGAGUGCUGCAGCGUGCACCGCAGCCUGGGCCGCCACAUCUCCAUCGUCAAGCACCUGCGCCACAGCCCCUGGCCCGCCACGCUGCUCCAGAUGGUGCACACCUUGGCCAGCAACGGGGCCAACUCCAUCUGGGAGCACUCGCUGCUGGACCCGGCGCAGGUGCAGAGCGGGCGCCGCAAGGCCAACCCCCAGGACAAAGUGCACCCCACCAAGUCGGAGUUCAUCCGCGCCAAGUACCAGAUGCUGGCCUUCGUGCACAAGCUGCCCUGCCGCGACGACGACGGCGUCACCGCCAAGGACCUCAGCAAGCAACUGCACUCGAGCGUGCGGACGGGCAACCUGGAGACCUGCCUCCGCCUGCUCUCGCUGGGCGCCCAGGCCAACUUCUUCCACCCGGAGAAGGGCACCACGCCGCUGCACGUGGCCGCCAAGGCCGGCCAGAUCCUGCAAGCGGAGCUGCUGGUGGUCUACGGCGCCGACCCCGGGGCGCCCGACGUCAACGGCCGCACGCCCAUCGACUACGCCAGGCAGGCGGCCCAGCACGAGCUGGCCGAGCGGCUGGUGGAGUGCCAGUACGAGCUGACCGACCGGCUGGCCUUCUACCUCUGCGGCAGGAAGCCCGACCACAAGAACGGGCACUACAUCAUCCCGCAGAUGGCGGAUAGAGUGCGCCCCAAGUGCAUGGCACAGAGCCUGGACCUGUCCGAGCUGGCGAAGGCGGCCAAGAAGAAGCUGCAGGCGCUCAGCAACCGGCUCUUCGAGGAGCUGGCCAUGGACGUGUACGACGAGGUGGACCGCCGCGAGAACGACGCGGUGUGGCUGACGACGCAGAACCACAGCACGCUGGUGACGGAGCGCAGCGCCGUGCCCUUCCUCCCCGUCAACCCCGAGUACUCGGCCACCCGCAACCAGGGCCGGCAGAAGCUGGCGCGGUUCAACGCGCGGGAGUUCGCCACGCUGCUCAUCGACAUCCUGGGCGAAGCCAAGCGCCGGCAGCAGGGGAAGAGCCUGCUGAGCCCCACAGACGCCCUCGACUACUCGCUGCGGAGCCAGAGCGACCUGGACGACCAGCACGACUACGACAGCGUCGCCUCCGACGAGGACACGGACCAGGAGCUGCUGCGCAACGCCUCCCGCAACAACCGGGCCCGGAGCAUGGACUCCUCGGACCUGUCGGACGGCCCCAUCACGCUGCAGGAGUACCUGGAGGUGAAGAAGGCCCUGGCGGCCUCCGAGGCCAAGGUGCAGCAGCUCAUGAAGGUGAACAACAGCCUGAGCGACGAGCUGCGCCGGCUGCAGCGCGAGAUCCACAAGCUGCAGUCGGAGAACACGCAGAUGCGGCAGCAGACGGGCCCCGCGCACCCGGCGCCGGCCCCCAGCGAGCGCCCGGAGCAUGGGCACCCCCCGGGCCCGGCCGCCGCGCACCGCCGCGACCGCCAGGCCUUCUCCAUGUACGAGCCGGGCUCGGCGCUGAAGCCCUUCGGGCAGCCCGUGGAGGAGCUGGUGACGCGGCUGCAGCCCUUCGGCUCCAGCGAGGUGGAGGACGAGGCUCUGUACCCCGUGCACAUCCCCGCCAGCGUGUACCGGAUCCGGAAAGGCGUGUCGGCCUCCUCGGUGCCCUUUCCCCCGUCCUCCCCGCUGCUCUCCUGCCCGCCCGACGGUGCCCGGCACAUGAGCAAGCUGGACCGGCACGGCAGCGGCACCGACAGCGACUACGACAACACGCAGGCGGGUGAGGUCCUGCUCAGCGUGGAGGGGAAGCGGUUCGUGGAGCUGAGCAAGGAGGAGGACUUCCCGCACGAGCUGGACCCGCUGGACGGGGAGCUGGACCCCGGGCUGCCCAGCACCGAGGACGUCAUCCUCAAAACCGAGCAGGUCACCAAGAACAUCCAGGAGCUGCUGCGGGCGGCACAGGAGUCCAAGCACGACAGCUUCGUGCCCUGCUCGGAGAAGAUCCACUCGGCUGUGACGGAGAUGGCCUCGCUCUUCCCCAAGAAGCCGGCGCUGGAGACGGUGCGGAGCUCCCUGCGGCUGCUCAACGCCAGCGCCUACCGGCUGCAGAGCGAGUGCCGCAAGACGGUGCCGCCGGAGCCGGGCGCCGCCGUGGACUACCAGCUCCUGACGCAGCAGGUCAUCCAGUGCGCCUACGACAUCGCCAAGGCCGCCAAGCAGCUCGUCACCAUCACCACGCGGGAGAAGAAGCAGUGAGCGCCGGCCCCGGGCACCGCUCCUUCCCGGCGGAGCCGGCGCGGUGCCCGUGCUGCACGCCCGGCGCCCGGUGCUGCACGCCCGGCUGGCGUCCCGGGCCGCGCGGUGCCGGUGCCCAGCGCGUCCCCUGGCCCAGGAGUGCGGUAGGUGCCUGCAGCCCCUCCUGUAUAUAUAUAUUUACCCCCUCCUUCCCACCCCACUGCCCCGCGCGCCUAACUUAUCCUGUACAUAGCGUGCGUAGCUGCCGGCGGGGGGGUGCCCCCUCCCCUCGCCCCGGCUCCGCGGCCCCCCCCCCCCCGGGGGCCGCCCACAGCGUUACACUGGAUGGGGGGUGCAAGCGGCGGGGGUGGCGCAGGAGCCCCCGCCGCCCCGCGCGUCCUUGUACAUUUGUAUCAAUAAAGAUGUGAGCGUUGCACGGCC